AUGGGGAACAGCCGGCCCGGAGGGGCGCCUCCGACAACCAGUGGGAACGUGGCGAGGAGCAACGCGGAGGCCGCGACGGAAGCUCCCCGCUUGCGGCCACACGGAGGGCCAGGCGCGCCGGGUCCGGGGAGCCCAGGUCGGAGCACACCCCUUCCUGGUGGUCGGGAGAGGGGUUCCACGGGGGCAAAUGUGAUGACACCGUCUUGUGACAGGCAGCAGAACAGAGCGGUGGAGGAAGCGCCGCUCGGAGCGUCGAGCGCGGUUAAGAAGAGCAGUGUGCCCAAUUCUCUGUCAAGGGGUUCAGACAUAAACUCUGGCUCUAGGAUGGAUGCAGAGGAGCAAGUGAUGGGUGAGCAAGCGAGCAACGGGGACGCUGGCUCUUCCUCGAAGAAGCGGAAAAAAAGAAUGGAUGCAAGAAGCUACAUCAAGAGAUUCAAGACUGGCGUAAGAGUGGGUGCCUCAGAUAUAGUUGUUGCUUCCCCUGACAGGAUGGGCAAGGAGAAUACUGCAAGUGGGCAUGUGGCAGACAGCAACACUGCUAUCCUGUGUGAAGGUAGCAGGUUGAUUGAAAAAAGCAAGGGACAUUCAAGCCAUGCUGCCUUCAAAGUUUCUAACAGUCCUAUUUCUGGUUUACAUGAAACUUCAGACACAAGAGUUGACCAAUGUUCUACACCAUUGUCAGAGGUACAGCCACAUAAACCUACCGACGUGCAAAAUAUAGCGGUUGAAAGCAGUCUUCCAGCAAAGGCUAGAGAUCCACGCACUGGCCUUGCAAGGCAAAGCUUUCCAUCACCAUCAUCAUUGCAAAGUGUACCAAUACCUAUUCCUCAUGAAGAGAUUAAGAGCACAGUUGGAGAUGGUGAACCUAUUACUGUUCCAAAAGAAAAUUCAGCUUCAGGACAUCUCAAGGUGACCCAAUCUGAUGGAACAGAUGGUAACUCCAACAUAUGUGCUGCUUGUGGUCGUGGAACCCCAGGAACUUUUAGGUCUUGUGGUGGAAAAGGUUGCAAAAGUAGGUACCAUAUGUCUUGUCUGGAUCAAUAUUUGUCCCUUGGGAAUUGGUUCUGUACCAGCUGUACAAAAAAGAGGUUGCAGUUUGGCUUACAUUAUAUUGUUGAUGGGAUAGAGUCUGUGUGGAAUGUCAAGGAGGCUGAGGGAAUGCAAACUAGCAAGCAGUAUUUUGUCAAGUAUAAAAAUCUGGCACAUGUCCAUAACCGUUGGAUUCCAGAAGGUGAUAUUAAGGUCAUGCCUGGAGGUCCUGAUCUUCUUUCCUUGUUUAACAAGAGGAAUCAUACUGAAAAGACAAUUUGGAAGGAGGAAUGGACUAAGCCACAUCGCCUGUUGAGGAAGAGGCUACUUGUGCCCCCCAAAUUGGCUGAUGAUUUCUUCUGCGCUGAUGAUUUCUUUUGCUCAACUGGUGUCAAUUAUACAUAUUGUACUCUUGAAUGGUUAGUGAAAUGGAGGGGUCUUGGCUAUGAUCAUGCAACAUGGGAACUAGAGACUUCAUCCUGUUUAUGUACGCCGGAAGCUGACGAACUUAAAAAGAACUACGAGAACCGCCGUGAAGCUGCAAAACAAUCAUCUGUUCCCCAAAAAACAAAGGUUAAGCAAAGCUCAUUCCAGAAACUUGAGAGAUUGCCAGAUGGGUGCCAUCCUGAUUUUGACAAUGAUCACUUGUGUUCAAUCAAUCACCUUCGAGAGUACUGGCACAAAUCUCAUGGUGCUGUUCUUAUCGAUGAGAAGGAGUAUGUAAUGAAGACCGUGUUAUUCACAAUGUCUGUAUUACCUGACAUCAGCCAACCUUUUCUAAUUGUCACAACCCCUGGUUCUCUGUCCUUAUGGGAGGUUCAGUUCAAUAAGUUGGCACCAUUUAUCAAUGUUGUUGUGUAUGACGGGGGGAAAGAUGAGCUGAAAUUAAUUCGAGAUUUGGAAUUCUAUGAGAGUGGAAGCCGCAGUAUGUUACAGGUUCUCUUAUCCCAUCCUGAUGCUAUCCUAGAGGAUAUUGAACCUAUAGCACACAUUGGUUGGGAAGCAGUCAUAGUUGAUUGUUAUGAAAAGUCAGCUCUACAAUAUCUCGAACAACUGAAGGAAAUUCCCACUGACUUCAGAAUGUUGCUUGUGAGCUCCCAAAUUAAGGAUAAUCUUCCCGAGCACGUGAAACUUCUAGCAUUCCUUAAUUCUGGAGAGCAAGAAAAUGGCGAUCGCGUUGAUACUGCUGAGACCCUUAUGAUGCUGGAAGGAAACUUCAAAAGUCAUAUUGCAUAUGAGCGUCAAGCAGAUUCUUUAAAAAUAUUGGAGCACUGGGUUCCUGCUUACAUUUCACAACUGCAGCUGCAGAUAUAUUGUUCCAUACUGCUUUCAAACUCAUCUGUCCUCCAGUUGCAGAUGAAAAGUGAUAAAGCUCUUUAUGACAUUAUUAUGUCUCUCUCAAAGUGCUGUGAUGACCCUUACCUUGUUGAUGAAUCCCUGCGACCUCCUGUCAACAAUCAUGAUCACACUGAUCCUAUAGUUACGAGAGUGCAAGCAUGUGGCAAGCUACUGCUUCUUCAAAAAAUGCUUGAAGCAAUAAGGAACAAGAGGCUAAGAGUUAUUAUUCUUUUUCAAUCUGGUGUAGCAGGUGGAAGCUCAGUGGGUGAUACAUUGGAAACUGUUGUGCGUCACAAAUUUGGCCCGGAGUCAUAUGAACGUGUUGAAUUUCGUGGAUCAUUCUCAAAGAAAGCAGUGGCACUUAAUAAGUUCAAUGACAAGACUAAGGGGAGAUUUGUUUUUCUGAUUGAAACAAGUGCAUGCCUCCCAAGUAUUGAGCUGUCAUCUGUCGAUGCCAUUAUUAUAUAUAAUAGUGACCGGAACCCACUAAAUGAUCAAAAUGCUCUUGAAAAAAUCAAAAUAGAGGCACAACUUAGGCAUCCAAGUAUUUUUCGCUUAUACACUCCUUUCACAAUGGAGGAGAAGUGGCUUGUGCUUGCAAAACAGGGGAUGCUAAUUGAUAAGGAUAUAACACACAGCAUAAGCCAUUCCUUGAUUAGUUGGGGUGCAUCAUGUCUCUUCUCUAGACUUGAUGAGCUUAAGCAUGACAACUGUGCAAGUAAAAGCUCUGAAAGAGACAACUUUAUGAAUAAAGUAAUUUCAGAGUUCUUGGGAAAAUUAGCCACAAAUAUUGUAGGCAGCACCAAAAUUGCCUGCACAUCCAUAUCGGAAGCCAAUAUGAGCGGGAAAUUUUACUCAAGAAACAUUACUCUAAUUGGUGAAAAAGAGGAAAUGCGUGCAUUGGAUGGAGAUCCAUCUAAUUUCUGGUCAAAUUUACUGGAUGGAAAACCCCCUGGUUGGAGCUAUAUAUCUGAGCCACCACAAUCAAGCCAUAUGAUCGUACAGAACUUGGAAGAACGAGCCAAGGAUCCUGCUGAAGAAGCCAAUCAAAGCAGAAGGAAGCGUAGAAAGGUUGGCGAAAUCACAGGUCCAUCUUCAAAAAGUUCACCUGACAACAAUCAUGAUGAUAUGUUGCCUGAAAACUGUUCUACAUCGAGUCCUGCUCUUCAACCGCUUGAUGACACACAACAAAAAUUAGGGGUUGAAAAGCGAAUGAGCACACCCAAGAAUCUUCACAUCCAACUUAAGAAAGAGCUAUCAAAAUUAAUUACGGCCCUACAGUUGCCGGAUGAUGUAAGAGCUAUGGCUGAACAGUUGUUUGAGUAUUUUUUGAAGAAUCAUCUUGUUGUUACAGAGCCAGUGAGCAUACUGCACGCAAUCAUCAUAUCCUUGUGUUGGCAUGCUGCUUCUGUUCUUAAGUAUAAGAUAAAUUGUGGAGAGUCGAUUGCCCUUGCUGGAAAAAGCUUGAACUGUGAGUGCAAUGAAGAGCUUGCAUCAUUCAUCUAUGGAAGAUUAAGGUUCCCAGAGGAAAAAAAUCCAAAUAGAGCAAUUGAAACUAGCAUCAAUGGUCAACCAGUGUCAGUAGAGGACACCCAAAUCUCAUGGGAGGAGACCUCUACCAACUUGAGAAACAACCACAUGCUCCAAAGUAAGGAAAUGGAUCAUGGUAAUUUGACGAGUACUGGACCACAAGAGGUUUCAUCUAGUGCUGAGCAUAUGAUCCCAGAGGUGCAGGAACCUAUCCAGGACACUCAUGGAGAAUGUCAUGUGUCAAAUGAUGAGCUUCCUAACAUGAUUGUGGAGAAAAGAACAGAGUUAGUUGACAACAAUCAUGACAAUUUCACAAAUGGUGCACCACAAGUGAUCUCAUCUGGUGCUGAGCAGAUGAUCUCAGAAGUGCAGGAACCUGUACAAGAAAUUCACAGAGAAUGUCAUUUGCCAAAUGAUGAGCGUCCUAACAUGACUGUGGAGAAAAGAACAGAGUUAGUUGACAGCAAUCAUGACAAUUUCACAAAUGGUGCACCACAAGUGGUCUCAUCUGGUGCUGAUCACAUGAUCUCAGAGGAGCAGGAACCUGUUCAAGAAACUCACAGAGAAUGUCAUUUGUCAAAGGAUAACCUUCCUAACAUGAUCGUGGAGAAAAGAAUGGAGUUAAUUGACAAUGUUUUCUCCUUGAGAGAAAAGAAUAUCCUUUGUAAACAACAGCUUGAGAUCUCAGGUUUAGACACAUACACACAGAACAACGUUAUCAGACUGAAAGAAGUGUGCAUUUUAGUUCUGAAGCAUAUUCGUAGAAGUCACAUUGAUGAAGUGACCAGGAGUGACAAAAUACAGCUAACUGUUCAGUGGUUCACUAUGCUUAUGUGUGCAUUUUUGGACCACAUGAGGCUCCAGCAUAACAAACUCGAGGCAGUGCAAUUUGAUAGGUGGCUCGUAGAGCGACAUCUGAAGAAGAAUCUCCAGCAGGUAGCAAAAUCAGGCCAAUUAGAUCAAGACUUUGAUCGGCAUAUUGCUCUACCAGAUUCAAACUUUGUUAUGGAAGAAUUCAUCCAUUUUAAGGAGCAGAGUGGUGAGUAUCAUAUUGUUGAAAGUUCUGUGCCAGAUAACCAGCAGCCAUUAGAUGAUGGAUUGUUAAUGGAAAUUGCAUUAGUACGAAAUGAAGUUCUGUCAGGGGCCAUAUCUACACAGGCAAUGGAAAAUGAGCCAGUUGCAACUUCCGUGAACUCAGGUGAAGGACCAGCAUCAGAAGCUGUUGAUUUUCCAGGAAACUGCAUCCUUAGUUCUGAUGGCAUGGGUGUACAAAGAGCUGGUUGUUCAUCAAGUACUAUUCCUGCAAAUGAUGAUUCAGUUGGUCAGGAAUCUUCAAUUGGUGACUGUAGAAAUACUGGACAUGUUGAGGCAGAAAAUAUUGCUAAUCCAGGUAUGUUGCUGGAAGGAGCAGAUUCUCUUGUUAGGGGAUUUAAUGCAAACACCGAUGACACUGUUGAUACAGAUCAAGUCCACUUGGAGUCACCAGUUAGUCCAGCUACCUUACCAGUGUCUACUGAAUUUGAAACUCAGACUUGCCAAUCAAGUAUGCAUGUGGAACAAAGUCCUGAAGUGCAACAGUCAACCUCAAUGCAAGAUCAACCUGCAGAAAAACGAGCAUGUAUCGCGGGUCCCGAGGCAGCAAUGCAGGAUCAGCCAGCAGAGGCAGAGCGAGCAGGUACCUUGGGUGCCAUAUCAGCUCAGGUUUUGCCGCUUGAAAUGCAAUCAUCAUCAACCUCAAUGCGGGGCGUUCCCUUUGUGUCUGGUCUGCAGAGUCCGUCUGUCCAUCAAAGUGUAGUACCUUCACUGGAUCCACAUGCAGGAGUAGAGUUAUCCGGCACUGUGACACCUCAUGCUAUACAACCACCAGCCUCAAUGCCUGUGGAACAGAGUACCAGUCUGCCUGCCCAACAAAGCUUAGCAACAUUGCGUCAUCCACCAGCAGAAGCAGAACCAGCAGGUAUUCUGGCCACAGAGGUAGCUUGCGAUUUGCAGCCUGAAGCCCGACUGUCAACCUCAAUGCAGGAUCAACCUGCAGAAGAAGGAGCAUGUAUCUUGGGCGCCACUGCUGCUCGAGGUUCGCAGCCUGAAGUGCAACCAUCAACCUCAUUGGAUUCACAUGGCAGAGGAGAAUCAACAGAUACGUUGGGUGUGGUGACAGCUCCUGAUAUGCAAUCGGAAAUACAACCAUCAGCCUUGAUGCAGGAUCAACCUGUGGCAGCAGAAGGAGCAUGUGUUCUAGGCACGACAGUAGCCCAGGAUUUGCAGCCUGAACUGCAAACAGCAACCACAGUUCAGCAUGACCCACUUGAAAGAACACGCUCUGAAGAAAGGAGACAAGCUGGUUUUGAACCAAACACAGCAGCCAGUCCUGAGCAUGAUCUGCAGUCUGAAAUACAGCCAUCAGCCUCAAUGCGUGAUCGACCUGCAGGAGCAGAAGGAGCAGGUAUGGUAGGCAGUACGGCAGCCCAGGAUUUGCAGCCUGAACGGCAAUUAUCAACCACAGUUCAGCAUAUCCCUACCGGUCCUGAGCAGCCUACCCAAAUCCCUCCAGUCACGCCAUUAGCGUUUAAUAAUCCAAUCAUUAGUGAUGAACCGCUGAGAAAUGAGUUGGAAAAAAUAAUUCAUUGGAGCACUUUGCUUGAUAAAGGCCAUGACGAUAAGAGAUCACAACUUCAGGCAGAGCGCAACCAAGAAAUAGAGAAGAUAAACAGGAAGUAUGACUCGUUACUUCAACAAGAAGAUUCCGCUCAUCGUCUGAAGCGGACUCAGUUGAAUGGUAUCUACCAGAAAGUUUACGUGAGCAAAUCACUAGCUGAGAAUUUCCGACGCCAGUUCACACCAUCUGUUGCAUCUCAUGGGAGAUUGAUGAACCCUGUAAUGGAGCAGCUACCCGAGUCUUCUUCUUCAGCGGCUCGGAUCGCAGCAUCGCCGUCGGUUAUCCCAUCACCAUCCCCCGGAGUGGCAGCGCACAGUUCAGCAGAACCCUCCGUCCGCCCUCCGCCGGUGGCUCUACCAUCCUCAUCACGGACCGUCCAGUCACAGUCAGCCAUGCCUGGCAAUCUCUCUGGAGCAAUAUCAUCGUCAGCCAUGCCUGGCAAUCUCUCUGGAGCAAUAUCAUCGUCAGCCAUGCCUGGCAAUCUCUCUGGAGCAACAUCAUCGUCAGCCAUGCCUGGCAAUCUCUCUGGUGCAAUAUCACCGCCUUUUGUUCCAGCGCCUUCGCUACAUGCAAGCCACGGACCUGCUGGACCACAGCUGCGCCCUGUCCAGCCACAAUCAGUUCCACCCAGCAUUCUCUACAGAACAAUGCCACCUGCUAUUCCGACACCUCGGCCACAGGGCAGCUACGGGCCCGCUGGAGCAGCAGCACAGCAGCUGCGUGCGCCCUCUCCUCAUCUGCAGCACCUCAGGAUGCGCCCGCCAUAUGUCAUCCCCACAGACCACCACCAGCAGCAGCAGCUUCCUACCAUCAUAGGGGUUCCAGCGGGUGGGCAGUUUGCCACGGAGAGCCUAAGGCCGACGUUUCCGUUUCCGCAGCCAGGCGCCGUGCUAGCCUCCAUGACUCCAGCAGGCUCGGCUCACCAGCCAGUGCUGCCGUCAGCGUCAGGCUCAAGCCCGGCUACCCCGUCAUACCUUUUGCCACCUGGCCGGCAUCUAGACCCCGUCUGGACGCCGAACCCCGCUCUCACGUUUGCCCAGGUCCAGCAGCAGGCAUCGUAUCUGAACAUGGCCUUGGGCGGCAGCAGCAGCAGCACCUCAGCAGGUCCGGCGGCGCCAGGAAGCCAGCAGCACGCCGGCGGCGCUCAGCUACCUGUCGUCCUCAACCAUCCAGGCCUGGAACCGUCACCGCCGCCGAACAGCAACCCGUACAUGCCGGCCAGGUUCGGCGUGGAGCCUGACAGCGUCGGCCCCAGCAACGCAGCAGGGCCCAGCGCGGAGGUGGUGUGCCUGUCCGACGACGAAUCCUAG
Triticum turgidum subsp. durum (durum wheat) is the source of this 7863-nucleotide messenger RNA. The record is from the annotation of a GenBank genome assembly. Lineage: Eukaryota; Viridiplantae; Streptophyta; Magnoliopsida; Poales; Poaceae.